AUGCAUCGCCUUCAAACUCGUCAGGGCCUUCAAACAAGUCGCAAAGAAAUCCGCUACCCCGUUAUUUUGACAGAGUUUGAAAAAUGCAUCGCCUUCAAACUCGUCAGGGCCUUCAAACAAGUCGUAUGCGGGUUUGAUAUAUUGCGCACAAGUAGGGGGCCGUUUGUCUGCGAUGUGAAUGGGUUUUCGUUUGUUAAGUCAAGCAUAAAAUAUUAUGAAGACUGCAGCAGCAUUAUACGUUUAUAUUUCUUAAACAAGCUAGCAUACCGUUGCUGCCGUGCUGCUCUGCAUGCCCCCCUCCCCUCAUCAUCCGGAACAGCAUCAUCAGCAUCAGCAUCAGCAUCAGCAUCAGCAGCAGCAGCAGCAGCAGCGGAACAGCAGCAGCAACAGCAGCAGCAGCAACAUAACCUAGAGCUAUAUCUCGCGCAGCAGCAGAGACGCUGUCCUCAUGAAGAAGCCCGUCUACCCGAUCUCUUCUGGGUGCCAGGGGGCCCCCUACCACCCCCUCAUUUAGGAGAAGAGGAGACACCUCCUCAGCGUAUGGCGAGGUGUCUCUGCAUGGCUUUAGAGACACCUCAGGAGACAGCUGAAGUAGAUGAAGAGCUGCGCACUGUUGUUGUUGUCAUGCGACACGGAGACAGACGCCCUAAACAAAAAUUAAAGUUCUUAUCUACGCAGCCUCUCUUGCUGCAGUACUUUCAGCAGCAGCAGCACUUCAAGAAAGAAAUUAAGCUUAAGAGCCCUGAGGAGUUGAGAGACCUCUUAGAGAGAAAUACAGACAUUAUCACUGCACUUGGCCGCGAGGUAGCAGCAGCCACUCAAGAGCUGCAGGCGGAGAAGGACAACGCAGCAGCAGCAGCAGCAGCAGCAGCAGCAGGUGCUGCUGCUGCUGCAGGGGGCUCUGCUGAAGUGAGUGAGGCCCCCGCUCCGACUCCCCCCGAGGAGCCCUCGCAACAGCAUCAGCAGCAAGAACGCACCAGCAGCAGCAGCAGCAGCAGCAGCAGCCCGAGUAGUGCAGCAGCGAAAAAGGAGGGACGCCUGGAGGCUUUAAAGGCAGAGCUGCGGCUGCAUAAGCAGCUGCAGAAGGUGCUGCUGCAAGGAGACGGCUUUGCUGGCAUUAAUAGAAAGAUACAGCUCAAGCCUAAGAGGUGGGUUAGAGACAUAGAGCAGCAACCUGCUGUCUCCUCUUGCGGGCCUCCAUCAAGGGACUCCUGCAAGCAGCAGCAGCAACAACAGCAACAACAGCAGCAGCAACAGGUGCAGCAGCAGCAGCAGGAGGCGGAGCAGCAGCAGCAAAGUCAACGAGCUUCUGCUGCUCCUCAUGUCUCUGCUGGGGUUAUGAGAUCCUGCAGCGUACCCUUGCUGCCUACAGCCCCUGUUUGUUUGCUGUCUCCUUCUGCUGCUACUGCUUCUUUCUCUCUUGCUGCUGCACACAACAUCGUUGCAACCCCGACAAGUCCUCAGACUGGCGUUGCUGCUGCAGCUGCUGCAGCUGCUGCUGCUGCUGCUGCAGUAGCCAGCUGGCAAGACAAUGCACACCGUGCAGCCUCCAGCAGCAGCCCUGCAGCAAAGCAGACGCCGCCUCAUGCCACCAACAGCGUCAGCAGCAACAGCAGCGCGGGGUGGGGCAGCAGCAGCAGCAGCAGCAGCAGCAGCACGAGCAGCCACAGCAGCAAGAGACUUGAGAGUUGUGUUGUUGUUGCGAAGUGGGGUGGAGAGCUAACAGCAAUCGGUAGAAAACAAGCAGAGGACCUUGGCCAGAGAUUUCGCUACCAACUAUACCCAGGAGACAGCGCGGGGCUGCUGCGGCUGCACAGCACUUUUCGCCACGACUUCAAAAUUUAUACGAGUGACGAGGGAAGGUGCCAGAUAACAUCGGCAGCCUUUACGAAGGGUUUUUUGGAUUUGGAGGGGGAGCUGACCCCUAUUUUGGUUGCCUUAGUAAUUCACAACAGCAAAGCGUACUCUCUGCUAGACGAAGGCUCGCAGUGUGCAGGAGACAAGAGAGUGCUGAAGCAGUGCCUCGACUUCCUCCUCAACUUAAAUGAAGAACAACUCGCGGCCUUAAAGGCUCGCGUGUUGGAGCUAAUAAAGCAGCGGCAGCAGCAGCAGCAGCAGCUGCAGCUGCAAGACACAGAGGAGCCGCCGGCCGCCGCUGGGGCCCCCGCAGCAGCAGCAGCAGGAGGCGCAGCAGCAGGAGAAGGGGGAGGCGAGGGACAGAACACAGGGGCUUCAGUGCAGCAGAAGGAGACAGUUUGUGUUGGGGUGUCUGCACACCGCGACGGGCGAGAGACGGAGGAGGUGUGGGGUGCUGAGCGUCUGCUGCUGGACUGCCCUGAAGCAGAUAUUAAUCUUAUCCCCACGCAGCUAGAAUCGCUGCAGCAGCGGCUGCUGUCUCCAGUUGAGAAGCAAAAAGAGAUAUUGAGUUUGCUGAAGCGUUUCCUAGCGUUGCUGGAGCCUCUUAUUGAAGAGACAACAGCAGGAGACACCGAAGGUGCGGGCACCCCUGUCUCCUCGGCCCCGCUGUCUGUGAAGCAAGCAGCAGCAACAAAGCUGCUGGAUAUGAGAAGCAGAUGGGAGAAGAUCGCUGCCGAUUGGUACAAGGGGGGUCUCUUUGACAGCAGCAAAGUCUCUGAUAUUUUGGAUUUAGUUCGAUAUGAGUUAAUUCACCACUGCUAUCUCCUCUCCCGCGACGCUGUACAGACAGCUAUUAGCAUACACAACAGCAUAAAGCAGCUGCAGGAGGCCGUUGCUGCAUUUGCUGCUGCACAUAGCAGCGAAGAAAAACUCCGCUUGGCUGUCCCCGUGGUUAGCAGACUCAUUCGGAAGAUCUUAAGAGACGUGACCUUCUUCAGGAGCGACGACUCGCAGCAGAAGCCGCAAGCAGCAGCAGGGAACCCCUCGUGCUUCUCUUGUAAUUCUGCUGCUUGGGGUACGUCUCUAGGUGCUGCUGCAGCAGCCGCAGCAGCAGUGACAACUGAAGAAGCUCCAGAUGCAAGUGCUGCUGCUGCUGCUGCUGCUGCUGGGGGAGAGGCACAAGGGACAGACGCCCUGCUGCAGAAAGGAGACAGUUCAGCAGGCGCAGGCCGCUCCCCCGCUAGCUGCAGCACUCCUGCUGCUGAAGGAGACAGCGGGUUGAUUGCAUUUAAAGAAGACAGAGACAUCUCUUUUAGAGGGACACGUAGAGGGACAGCUACCUCCGGACCCGCCCGCAGCAGCAGCAGCGGCAGCAGCAGCAGCAGCAGCACUUCUUCCUGUCUCGGUGUCUCAGCAGCAAACAAUGCUCUACGCGCCGCAGGGGAAUGCCUGCAGUCUCCCCGCGGGGGAGGAGGCCCGGGGAUCGUUGGGAUCGUCUCGGGAUCGGGAUCGGGAUCGGGAUCGGGUGCUCCUGCGGGAUCGCCUCGAGGCCGCAGCAGCUGCUCCCCACAUGCACCCUCUGUGGGAGCAGCAGAAAUGCGGCGGAGUCUGGAGCCCCGCUGCAGCCCUGGGGGAGGUGGUGCUACUCGCAGCAGCAGCACGCAGGGAUGUUCUAGCAGCAGCAGCACGAGGGAGGCUGCAGCAGCAGCAGCAGCAGGGAAAGGCAGCAGUUGCCGCAGCAACAGCCGCAGCAGCGGCAGCUCCUUAGCCUGCAGCAGCGGCAUUAGGGGCCGCGGCAGGUGUACCCCUUCAGCUGGUGCAGCAGGAAGCAGCGGUGCUGCAGCAGAUCUUGCUCUUAGGCCCCCAGGUGUCUCUUGUGGGGUCGGUGGGAUCGUCUCCGCAGAUGCUGCUGAGGCUGUUGUUAUAAACAGCAAUGAUCUCUGGGCUCAUCAGCAAGCAGGUGGUAGAGGCAAGAAAGAAAAGGCACUGAAAUUUAAAAGAGAAGAACAGGUGCAGCAGCUGCAUCUCAAGCAUGUACAGUCUGAGCUGAAGCUGCUGCAGCAGCAAGACACCCCAGACGCACACAGGCUCUCGACCCCGCUGCAGCAGCAGCUCCAGCAACAGCUGCAGCUGCAGCAGCAGCUCCAACAGCAGUUUCAGCUGCAGCAGCUGCAGCAGCAACUGGCUAGCAGAGACACCUCGGGACCUUCACCAGAGCUGCAGCAUCCCCAGAAGCAACCCUCGACUCCAAGCGAGCUGCUGCUGCUGCAGGAUCAGCAGCAGCAGCAGCAGCGCCACAUGGGGGCCUCCUCGGGUCAGGCCCCCUCUACUCCUUACGAGAGCAGCGUGCUGCCUUCGCGGCAAGACUCGGAGGACCCGCAGCAGCUGCAGCAGCAGCAACAGCUGCAGCAGCAGCUGCAACAACAAUUGAGCCAACAGCUCCAGCAGCAACUCCACCAGCAGCUGCAGCAGCAGCAGCAGCAGGACCCCCUGCAAACAAGAGACAGAGGAGGUGCAGCAGAGGGGCCUGAUGGAGACAAUAUGCAAACUGCUGAGCAGCAGCAAGAAGCAGCAGGUGGGGACGAAGAGGAGGAGCACGAAGAUGAUGAUCCUCACCAGCAUGAGGUUGCUGCAGAAAUUCGCUUGAAAGAGGGCGAAGCACACUUGUUUGGGAUCCGAUCCCCGUGGAGGAUCGUCCGCAGUCGGUUUUAUGUUACGAGUGCUAGCCAUGUAGAGGCCCUACUCAAUGUCCUUCUUCUAAGCCACAACGCUGUCGCAUGCAAUCCCCGCGCUGCUGCUCGUGCAGAGGCAAUUAAUAGAGGGGCAGCUACAGCAGCAGCACGAGCAGAAGCAGCAGCAGGAGCAGCAGCAACAACAGCAGCAGCAGCAGGCAGCAGCGACCUUCCCGAGGGAGCUUCAGAAUCAAGUGCUGAGAAGAACGAGGAGGCUAAAGAACAGUUUAGGCCUAUCUUUGAUCGCGAUCUGCGUGAGUGGCUGGGGCAGUGUGAAUUACAUUAUCUCUCGCAUAUCGUUUUUAGGGUCUGGGAGAGAAGAAAGGCUAGGCCUACACCAGGUGUCUCCUCAGCUCAAUGCCAGCAGCAGCAGCAGCAGCAGCAGCAGCAGCAAGAAGAGAAGGGUCGAUAUCGCCUGGAGAUUUUUUUCAGCACAGGCGCCCGCGAUGGCUUUGGGGAGAACUUUUACCUGUUAGAGCGCAAGGCGCGGCAGCAGCAGCAGCAGCAGCGGCAGCAGCAGCAGCAGCAGCAGCAGCAGAGUGUCUCCGCCCCAGCCCCUAGCGCUCGCUCGCAGCUAUGGCGUGAGGUGCAUCAACAGGAGGAAGAUGAAGCCCGCUCUCAUUCGCUGCACCCUGUUGGUGUCUCCUCUGAGGUUCAGGUGUCUCCUUCUGCUGCAGCAGAGGAGACAGCAGCUUCUUGUGGGGUCUCUUGCCCCUCAGCAGACACCGCCGGCACCGCCUGCAACAGCAGCACCACCACAACCACCACCACUACAAGCAGCAGCAGCAGCAGCAGCAGCAGCAGCAGCAGCAGCAGCAGCAACAGCGGAGGCCCCCAUAGAACAGGCUGCUUCUGCAGAACCCCCUAUACUAACCGCGUACCCCCCUACUGCGAGAUUGCUCCUCUGCUGCCCCUCGGCCGCUCUGUUGAUGUUGCAGACUUUGACGAGCUCAUGACUGAAGUCCUGCGGCGCUAUGGAGAUGCGGGGGGGCCCCAGCGAAACCGCUCUGAUAAGCCGAAGGCGCAGCAAAGCUGA
This is a messenger RNA of Eimeria acervulina, 5625 nucleotides long. RefSeq lists its product as hypothetical. Bases 1 to 5625 code for a protein of 1874 amino acids. The transcript has 16 exons. Gene Ontology annotation, molecular function: inositol hexakisphosphate kinase activity; 5-diphosphoinositol pentakisphosphate 1-kinase activity; diphosphoinositol pentakisphosphate kinase activity. The record is from RefSeq and is a predicted model, not a curated record. NCBI's taxonomy places the organism in Eukaryota, Apicomplexa, Conoidasida, Eucoccidiorida, Eimeriidae. Gene Ontology annotation, biological process: inositol metabolic process; inositol phosphate biosynthetic process.